Molecule: messenger RNA, 576 nt
Organism: Prorocentrum cordatum
Lineage: Eukaryota; Dinophyceae; Prorocentrales; Prorocentraceae
Source: the annotation of a GenBank genome assembly
AUGGAUGGCGUGCCUGUGUCUGAGCCACGUCGAUGCCACAUGGCAGGACUGUACACUUGCCUAUGGAUGGCGUGCCUGUGUCUGGGCCUGUUGAGCACAGGGGCCCUCAAGUGCCCGUUCGUCGUUGCAGGUGUGCGCGAGCCCGCGAGGGCAGGCCCCGGAGCCCCUGCCGGGGGGCCCGAGGCCGACGGGAGCGCCGGCACCGCGAGGGCCAGCCAGGCCGGAGUGGCGGCCGAGCCUGGUGAUGCCCGGGCCCGCGGACGCGUCACGCCCGCACCAAAAGAGGUGCCCUUCCCAUCAGUGGGUGUGCCGCUCGUUCAUUUCCACAUACCCAAGACUGGGGGCAGCACGCUGGAUUACCACCUGCGGCACACCGCCCAGGUGCUUAAUUUGUCGCUGGUGGGCGAGAGCGGCAAGGCACUGCGGACAGACUGGGCCACUGGAGCCUCUUACAACCAUCUGCCCAGUCAGUCGUCUUUUGACAGGGCGGUUGUGUGCAGAGGAGCUGAUGGCUCCAAGACUGCGGAAGUGCAGGAAUUCCGCGCGCGCUUGGCGUGUGCAUGCAUAAUGGUGUAA